AUCAACGUCGUACCAAAUCUUCUUUCACUGUCACCUCUCAGUUGUUGUCACCUAACAUAUACACCUUUCUCAAUUCUACCGAAAAACUCUUUGUCCGAUUCUUCAAAACCAAAAAUCUAGUAAUUUCUUAACUUUUUCCAUACACCCUUUUAAUCCAUUUAAACAUUAGUAUCAAAUUUAUUUCAUUAUUUCAAGACUCAAUUUUUAUCAGUUUAGCAGAAAAUUGGUCAUGGGUUGUUCUAUAAAGCAAUCACCUUUAUCAAUCACACCUUCUGAUUUUAUUCCCAAAAGGGGUUUUCAUUUUAAUUCAAAUCUUGGAGUUUUACCAAAAACAAAGAUUCAAAACUGUGAUUUUUCAACCAAGAAACCUCUUUACAUAUCAUCUGUUACAAAAUUUGGUUCUUUUUCAAGAAUUGGAACAAUUUGCAAAGCAUAUGAAGCUGAUAAAUCACAGCCGUUGGAUAAAAACAUUGAGUUACCAAAAUCAUCAGAGGCUGCUGCUCAGAGGGUUAAAAUCAGUAUAUAUUUUGCUACAUGGUGGGCUUUGAAUGUUGUUUUUAAUAUAUAUAAUAAGAAAGUUCUUAAUGCUUAUCCUUUUCCUUGGUUGACUUCUACUCUAUCCCUUGCUACUGGCUCGUUGAUUAUGUUAAUUUCAUGGGUUACAAGAAUUGCUGAAUUCCCAAAAACGGAUCUUGAGUUUUGGAAGAAUCUGUUUCCGGUUGCAGUUGCUCAUACCAUUGGGCAUGUAGCAGCAACUGUUAGUAUGUCUAAAGUUGCAGUGUCUUUUACUCAUAUCAUCAAGAGUGGUGAACCGGCUUUUAGCGUAUUGGUUUCGAGGUUUUUGCUUGGUGAGACUUUCCCGCUUCCGGUUUAUUUGUCGCUUGUGCCAAUCAUUGGUGGUUGCGCACUUUCAGCUGCUACUGAGCUCAAUUUCAACAUGACUGGUUUUAUGGGGGCGAUGAUAUCAAAUCUUGCAUUUGUGUUCCGGAAUAUAUUCUCAAAGAAAGGAAUGAAGGGGAAGUCUGUUAGCGGGAUGAACUAUUAUGCGUGUUUGUCCAUUAUGUCUCUGUUAAUUCUUACACCUUUUGCAAUUGCAAUGGAGGGCCCCCAGAUGUGGGCGGUAGGAUGGGAAAACGCCCUCUCUCAAAUUGGACCCAAUUUUGUUUGGUGGGUGGCCGCGCAGAGCAUAUUCUAUCACUUGUAUAACCAGGUGUCAUAUAUGUCCUUGGAUGAGAUUUCUCCCCUGACGUUUAGCAUAGGAAAUACAAUGAAGCGGAUAUCUGUCAUAGUUUCCUCCAUCAUAAUCUUCCAAACACCCGUUCGGCCCAUCAACGCACUUGGAGCCGCCAUCGCGAUCCUGGGAACCUUCAUUUAUUCACAAUCAAAACAAUAAGGUGCUUUACUAGAGGGCGAUGAUGAUCCACUUGAGGCGACCGGAUUUUGUUGAUCGGAGGGUUCAUUUUCUAUUUUUUGAUUGGAUUUUUUCUCCAGUUAGAUUUUUCUUCCUCUUUUUCUUUCUCCUUGGGAUGAGGUAGAUAUGCAAGUUGUUGGAAAAUAAUAUGUAGCAAAUGACUAGACGGCUGGUAUUCCUUAAAUUUGUAUGUAGAGGCAAAGUUAAGUAUUU
Messenger RNA from Nicotiana attenuata, 1624 nucleotides. Its product is annotated as glucose-6-phosphate/phosphate translocator 2, chloroplastic-like. The transcript has 5 exons. Lineage: Eukaryota; Viridiplantae; Streptophyta; Magnoliopsida; Solanales; Solanaceae. Gene Ontology annotation, molecular function: phosphoglycerate transmembrane transporter activity; triose-phosphate transmembrane transporter activity; antiporter activity. Gene Ontology annotation, cellular component: membrane; Golgi apparatus. Gene Ontology annotation, biological process: transmembrane transport. The record is from RefSeq and is a predicted model, not a curated record. Bases 230 to 1393 code for a protein of 387 amino acids.